Miscanthus lutarioriparius is the source of this 924-nucleotide messenger RNA. Lineage: Eukaryota; Viridiplantae; Streptophyta; Magnoliopsida; Poales; Poaceae. The record is from the annotation of a GenBank genome assembly.
AUGAUGGCCACAACUGCUUAUAUUGAUGAUUCCUGUUCGGAGGUUAUUGAUCCCCCAAAGACUGAGGUACUGGAUGUUGCUGAACUCCCUGGUGACCAUACUCAGCACCCACCCAAACCGAAUGUGGUGGUGUCUAGCAGUGUGCGUGAACUUCUGGAAUGUCCAGUCUGCUUGAGUGCCAUGUAUCCUCCUAUUCAUCAGUGCUCUAAUGGUCAUACCUUGUGUUCCGGAUGCAAACCAAGGGUUCAUAAUCGUUGCCCAACCUGUAGGCAUGAACUUGGUAACAUAAGGUGCCUUGCUCUCGAGAAGGUGGCUGCAUCUCUUGAAGUUCCAUGCAAGUACCAGAGCUUUGGGUGCUCAGGCAUUUAUCCUUACUACAGCAAGCUGAAGCAUGAGUCACAGUGCCAAUUUAGGCCUUAUAGUUGUCCAUAUGCUGGAUCUGAAUGCACAGUUGCUGGUGACAUUCCAUAUUUGGUAAAUCACUUGAAAGAUGACCACAAAGUUGACAUGCACAAUGGCUGUACCUUCAACCAUCGCUAUGUAAAGCCAAACCCUCAUGAAGUUGAGAAUGCCACCUGGAUGCUUACGGUUUUCAGCUGCUUUGGCCAGUACUUCUGCUUACACUUUGAAGCCUUUCAGUUGGGCAUGUCACCUGUCUACAUCGCCUUCCUGAGGUUCAUGGGAGAUGACGCAGAAGCAAAGAACUACAGCUACAGCCUGGAGGUUGGGGGCACUGGGCGCAAGAUGAUCUGGCAAGGGGUGCCCGGAGCAUCAGAGACAGUCACCGGAAGGUCCGGGAUAGCUACGACGGGCUCAUCAUCCAGAGGAACAUGGCCCUGUUCUUCUCGGGCGGUGACAGGAAGGAGCUCAAGCUGCGUGUCACUGGGAGAAUCUGGAAGGAACAAUAAGAUGAUGAUCAGCUAA